AUGGCCGCGGCAGGUAUGAUUCUCGCCAACAGUCGUCGUCAUCAGCAAAGGUUGCGACGAAAUCGUCUUCCUCCUGAAGAGGUCCAUGCCGAGUUCCAGGUGCCCGUAUACCCAUCCGAUGAACAGAGCAUCGCCAAAACAUGUCAAGAAACACCUCUACAAUCAGCCUGGGCGUGGUUGGCUCCACUUUUCGGUAGAAUGAGAAAAGACGCAUUAUACCAAGGACCAGGCCUCGAUCAAAUCAUGCCUACCGAGUUGCUCCUCGCCAUCUCCGCUUAUCUCACCAUGGUCGACCGCGCAGUCCUAUCUCUGACGAGCUUCAGAAUGUGGACCAUUUUCGGAGAGAACAACUUUCUACUGAGUCUACCGUCUCAAAAGAAACUCGAGCUGCUGACGUUGCUGGAGAGAGACGUCGAUGAGCACAAAAACGGCAACGUCCUCUGCAGGCCCUGUCAGAUCUUCCACCACCCUUACUUGUCGAUAUCCACCGCCUAUCACAGCAGCACCGGCGCCAAGGGCAGCGGCUAUAAUCGUCCCUGUCUUCAGGAACCCGCAAACCCGCAUCAGAGACUAGUUUCACCCUAUCUCCACCGCACCCUUCACUUCAACGUCCUCAAGCACUUCCAUGCUGAUAAGCGUUCUAAAGUGAAUCUGUAUGGUCCUGAUCAACUUUAUCUAGUCGAUUCCGUUGCAUAUUGCCACGAGAGCGUUAAGGCAACGGUUAAACAAAUCAUGACGGGCCGUAUCUCGACACAAGGCGAAUUGCUCGUAAAGACCGUCACAGACCUUUCCGCGACCAGAAAUGACGUCCCUUACCUUUAUCAAGAUACGAAAUAUCUGGCAUCCGGAUGA
Messenger RNA from Colletotrichum costaricense, 852 nucleotides. RefSeq lists its product as uncharacterized. The record is from RefSeq and is a predicted model, not a curated record. The transcript is spliced from 2 exons. Bases 1 to 852 code for a protein of 283 amino acids. Lineage: Eukaryota; Fungi; Ascomycota; Sordariomycetes; Glomerellales; Glomerellaceae.